AUGACGAGCAGAAAACAGUUGCAUUGAUCAAGGCCAUCUUUGGGGAGCCGGCCAUGAAGCACAUGAUCAUCUUGUUCACUCACAAAGAUUAUUUGGAUGGUCAGCCACUGAAUGCCAUUUUACAGGAAUCAGAUGUGAACCUAAAAAACAUCAUCAAGGAGUGUGGGUCCCGCUGCUGUGCCUUCAAUAACAAGAAUGCAGAUGAAGCUGAGAAGGAAGCUCAACUGCAGGAGCUGGUGGAGCUGAUAGAGGAAAUGGUGCGGAAGAACGGAGGGGCUCACUUUUCUGAUGCCAUUUACAAGGACACAGAUGAAAAGCUGAAACUCCAGGCAGAAGCCUUGAAGAAAAUCUAUGCUGAGCAAUUGUAUAAAGAAAUCAAACUAAUAGAAGAGCAAUGUGAUCAGGGAAAAAUAUCACAGGAAGAAAAAGAGGAAAAAAUAAAAUCCCUAAAGAUGAAGCAUGAAGAACAAAUUAAAGAUAUAAGGGAACUAACUGAAAGGAAUAUAUUUGCAAAUAUUGUACAAAGGAUUAGAAAUAUGUUUUAAAGUCUAUGGCAUAGCUUUUUCAAAUAGUGUAUAUUUUCUUUUUUCUUUUCAGUUUGCCAUGAUUUGUUACUGUGGAAGAUCAUAUUUUCAAAAAAUGGUUAUAAUAGUAUCUUCUACACCACCUAUUCUUCUUAUAAUCUCAGCUUGCUUUUCCUUUUGUUGAGUUAUAGGAGUCUGUUCCACUGCCUUGCAAUGUCAUGGACUUUGUGACUGAUUUGGCAAAUAGUGAUGGCUGUGACUUCUAAAGUUAGAUAGGGAGGAUGCCUCCUUGCUCUCUGGAAUAUGUUUCCUUGGCCCUUGGCCAUCAUGUGAUGAGGAAGCCCAAGUUGUCCAUCGAAUUCACAUGAAGAAGACAUGAAAUCACUGGCUCACUCCCCUGGCUGCUCUUUCAUCUGCCAGCAGAAACAACUUGCCAGCCAUGCAAGUGAGGCAACAUGGAAGCAGAUUCUCCAGCUGCCAACUGAGCCAUCUCAGAUGAAGCUGCAAAGGGCAAAUAUGGGCCACCUCCACUGCAUCCUGCCCAGGUUUCAUGAGAAAAAUAAAUGAUUGUUGUUGCUUU
This is a messenger RNA of Myotis davidii, 1104 nucleotides long. RefSeq names its product GTPase IMAP family member 7-like. The record is from RefSeq and is a predicted model, not a curated record. Bases 54 to 545 code for a protein of 163 amino acids. Gene Ontology annotation, molecular function: GTP binding. The transcript has a single exon. Lineage: Eukaryota; Metazoa; Chordata; Mammalia; Chiroptera; Vespertilionidae.